AUGACAUCCUGGUACUCCGCCUUCCUCUCCAAGCCGGCCGAGUCUCCUCCACCCGCAUCGUCGUCGCCACCGUCGACAUUUGCUCGACUUGUCGAAGUGGCGGGACCCCAAUUACCACCUCCCGGUCCGGACUUAUUUGAGGCUCGAAGACGACUGUGGACCACGCCGUCCAGCAGCUCUCCGCGCCCUCCGCGCCCGGCCAGUCCCUCGCGGGCACGCUUGCACGAGCUCCUGCACACACCCGGCGCCCUCGAGAGCGACCAGGUCUGGCACGCAGGCCUUGGCCGUGUAUGGAAAGGCCUCGUUUCAGGCGGCCGCUUACGCAGCUAUCUCCCUCUCCCUCUUGUUAACAAAGUUCUAUACGCCGGCUGGGUCCGCGACGGCACAUGGCCGGCAGGCGAAGAGGUCCCUGAUGAGGACAACUUCUUCGGCACCGUCGCCCCGCCCCCUCCAGAUGACAUGACUAGUGGCGCGAUAACCGACGACAGUGCAAGUGCCAGCGCACGUGGAGGCACGCCUAUGUUUCCUGGCAGUUGGCCACCCCAAGGCCACAAUCCAAGCGAUACCUCUCCCAGCCCUGCUGGUUCCCGGUAA
Messenger RNA from Peniophora sp. CBMAI 1063, 594 nucleotides. The record is from the annotation of a GenBank genome assembly. Lineage: Eukaryota; Fungi; Basidiomycota; Agaricomycetes; Russulales; Peniophoraceae.